UUAGGGCGCGAUCCUUCCUUUCCCCAAUUCUCCCGCCCUCUUUUUGGAAACCCCAAUCUUAACCCGACCCCUUAACCCUGGUUACCCGCUCCCCUUCUCCGUCCUCUCCUCUUCCUCCCCAUCCCCUAUUAGAAGCCUGCGUCCCAAACCCUACCCGAUCGAUCCGCUCCUCUCGCUUCCCCCUUCUCUUUCUCUCUCUAGCUUCUUCCUCAAGCCCGAUCCGGACCCUAACCGGCGUACCAACGAGAUCCGGCCACGGCCACGGUCCCGACGCGAUCCGGCGGCCCCAUGGUAGUGAACGAGCGGCCGCUAAAGCGGGCGAAGCGGCGGGUCACCGCCGACCUCUGCGACUUCCUCACGUUCCCCGACGACGGCGCGGGGCUGGACGGGCCGUUCCGAGCGAACAUCCGGGCGUUCCUCGCGCGGCACGGCCGGCCCGCGGCGCCUCCGCCGCCACCGCCUGCGAUCCUCCCCCACCCCUCGGCCGCGGACGGUGAUGGGCCGCGUCUGCUGACGUGGCGGGUGGCGUUCCGGGUCGGCGGCGGCUGCGCCGGGUACUGCGACGGCCAGGCGGCGGAGGUGGCGCUCGACGUGGUGGAGGAGGACGUGCCGCGAUCGAAGUCGAUAUACUGCGACCAAUGCCGAGUCGUCGGGUGGAGCGAUCACCCGGUUUGUGGGAAGCGCUACCAUUUCAUAAUCCGAAAUGAUAAGAAUUCAAUGUCGACGUCUGGUGUCACCUGCACCAGAUGUGGGACCUUGCUGUCAUUGUCUAAUUUAAGGUGUUACUCAUGCAAUUGUGAGAUGACGACCGAUGACACUUUUGAGGAUCGGGCAUACCUGCAGUUGGAGGAUUCUACUAAUUUGCUGCAUGGAAUUGUGCAUGCCAACGGAUUCGGCCAUCUUCUACGAGUAAACGGCAGAGAGGGUGGUUCUAAAUACUUGACAGGAUGUGAUAUUAUGAGCUUUUGGGACCGGCUGUGUCAGAUGCUCCGCGUCAGGAAGGUCAGCGUCAUGGACAUAUCCAAGAAACACGGAAUGGACUACCGCCUCCUCCACGCCGUCAUUGCAGGCCAUCCCUGGUACGGGAAUUGGGGGUACAAGUUUGGAGCUGGUAGCUUUGCCCUCACCGCCGAGUCCUACCACAAGGCCGUGGACACCCUGUCCAAGGUGCCGCUCUCCAUCUUUUUCUCCCGCGGCGGCUACCCUCGGACUCCCCUCCAGAACACGAUCGACUUGUACAGGUCGCUCUCGGAUCAGCAACCGGUGACUGUCAGAGACCUUUUCCGCUGUGUGUUGCAUCAACUCCACGAAGCCCCGGAGCGGGCUAAGUCUGAAAGUCCUGCAGGGAAGAAACCAGUGGCUGGAGUGCUGUGUGCAUUGACAAGGGAUGGCUUACAACCGGCGGAAGAGCUCAUUGUCAAGGUUCUACGAGCUGUUGGUGGGUCCCGGUGGGUGACCUGGCGCGCUCUUCGAGGGGCCGCAUGCUACGCCAUCGAGCCGCGGGAGCUGCUCGACUGCUGCCUCAGGGGAGUGGUCGGUAAGACCGUGGGCGAUGGAAUGGUAGUCACUGCCCGCUACAACGCUGAGACAAAGGCCAUAGAGUACCGUCUUGAAGCAGCUGAUAACCAGCAAUCUUCCGCCCAGUGUUUGCCGAGACCAUCCGCUGACCAUCUCAUCCAUGACCUUAAAUUCCUUUACGAUGCCCUGCUCAACCCGGCCUCCAUGCAACCCUACAAGCCAAGUGCCUUGAGGGAAUCUGCCCUCAGCUCUGCAGUUAAGCUUCUCGACUGUAAGCAAUUUAUCAGACAUUACGAUGAGUCUGUAUCGUACCUGUCACCUCCAAAUCCAUCAUCUGCGACGGCUCUUUGGUGCCACGUCAAGUUGGUCGACCAUCCAGAGGACUACACGGCUCCCCCACCGGAACUCCUGAUUCUAUCAGCAGGUGCCACCAUCGCCGAUCUCAAGCUGCAGGUGACGAAAACAUUCCAAGAGACCUACUUGGUAUUCCAGAGGUUUCAAGCUGAGCAGCUACUCGACCAUGAAGAAGCCAGUGACGUGACUCCCGUCAAGUCCUUGUUCGGCUCCUACGGGGUAGCUCGGUUGAGAGGAAGGUUCCUUGGGAUCGACCAAAGUCUGGGACUGUUCAGGAAGGAACGGGGAGUCGAUAACUGGAUCGUCGACUGUGUCUGCGGUGCCAAAGACGAUGAUGGAGAGAGGAUGAUGGCCUGCGACGCCUGUGGAGUGUGGCAGCACACGAGGUGUGCAGGGGUUGAUGAUUUUGAGGAGGUGCCUGCAAAAUUUGUCUGUAAAAAAUGUGUGGGCAUUCGUAAGUACAGAGGUAGAGGAGUUGGGCGGCCAAAAAAUGACAGACCCAACGGGAGAUGCAAGGAUGAAAUAGGCCCGUCCUUGACGAGUGUAGGUAGGCUGACAACAGUGGGGUAAUGGGGGUAGAUUCGUGUUUUGUAUAAUCUGAGGUAUGUGUGUAUAGAUCUGAGAGCUGAUGAGGAAUCAGUUCUGGCCUGUUUAAUAAUCUUUAAUCUGCUGUCGAACUUCUUCCUUUUCCGCUCCUGUUUCACCUGCAUAGAACCAGUGGAAAUGGAACUUUAAUGAAGCUUGAGGUGUGAUUUGUGCAUACCAACAA
Messenger RNA from Musa acuminata AAA Group (dessert banana), 2641 nucleotides. RefSeq names its product PHD finger protein At1g33420-like. NCBI's taxonomy places the organism in Eukaryota, Viridiplantae, Streptophyta, Magnoliopsida, Zingiberales, Musaceae. The transcript has 5 exons. The record is from RefSeq and is a predicted model, not a curated record. Bases 289 to 2442 code for a protein of 717 amino acids.